Elaeis guineensis (African oil palm) is the source of this 1963-nucleotide messenger RNA. RefSeq names its product nucleolar GTP-binding protein 1. NCBI's taxonomy places the organism in Eukaryota, Viridiplantae, Streptophyta, Magnoliopsida, Arecales, Arecaceae. Gene Ontology annotation, molecular function: GTP binding. The record is from RefSeq and is a predicted model, not a curated record.
GACCAUUUGAGGACAGAAACAUUAUAGAGAUGUGCAGCAUCACGGCAUUGGCACAUAUAAGGGCUGCUGUUCUGUUCUUCUUGGACAUUUCGGGCUCCUGUGGAUAUAGCAUUGCCCAGCAGGCAGCACUCUUCCACAGCAUUAAGGCAUUGUUCAUGAAUAAACCACUAAUUAUUGUUUGCAAUAAGAUUGAUCUGCAGCCUCUGGAAGGGCUUUCUGAUGAUGACAUUAAGUUGGUAAUGGAGAUGAAGGCUGAGGCAAGUCAAACUGUGAUAGCCCAGGGUGAUGAGCCUAAUGAUGAGAGUGUCUUUCUGACUAUGAGUGCUUUGACUGAUGAUGGGGUAAUAGCUGUGAAGAAUGCUGCCUGUGAGAGGCUUCUGAAUCAGAGGGUAGAGAUGAAGAUGAAAUCAAAAAAGAUCAAUGAUUGUCUGAAUCGGUUUCAUGUUGCAAUUCCAAAGCCUCGUGACACUAGAGAGCGGCCUCCUUGUAUUCCUCAGGCUGUCUUGGAAGCCAGGGCAAAGGCUAAUGUGGAGAAGGAAAAGCGGAAGCUUGAGAAAGAUCUGGAAAAUGAGAAUGGUGGAGCUGGUGUUUAUUCUGCUAACCUAAGGAAGCAUUAUAUUUUGGCUAAUGAUGAGUGGAAGGAGGACAUAAUGCCAGAGAUUUUGGAUGGGCACAAUGUGUAUGAUUUUGUCGAUCCAGAUAUUUUACAGAGGUUGGAAGAGUUGGAAGGGGAAGAAGAGGGGUUUCAGCUAGAAGCAGAGGCAGAGGAAAAAUAUUUUGAGAUUGAUGGGAAAGAGCUGACCCCUGAGGAGCUAGAAGCUUUGGCUGAAAUUAGAAAGAAGAAGAGUUUGCUAAUCCAGGAGCAUAGAAUGAAGAAGAGCACUGCUGAGAGCCGUCCUGUACUGCCAAGAAAAUUUGACAAAGACAGGAAAUUCACAUCUGAGAGAAUGGGAAGGCAGUUGUCUGCUUUGGGGUUGGACCCCACUGCAGCUACUAAUCGUGCUCGGUGCAGAUCUGUCUCUAGAAGAGGUCAAAAACGUGAGAGGUCACUGGCUAGAGAAGGUGAAGAUGGAGAUGCUAUGGACAUUGAUGGCGAACAAUCCAGCAAGAAACUGCGGACAAGGUCGAGAUCAAGGUCCAAGUCAAGGUCAAAAUCACAACCACCUGGUGAAGUCACACCUGGAGAAGGAUUCAGGAACUCUUCUCAGAAACUGAAGGCACUUAAGAUAGCAAAGAAAUCUGUGAAGAUCAGGAAUAAGACUGCUCGCCGGGGAGAGGCUGAUAGAGUCAUUCCUAACUUGAAGCCGAAGCAUUUAUUCUCUGGGAAACGUUCAAUUGGAAAGACUAGCAGGCGGUAGAGGUGCUCAUUUCCAUUGCAAUUUUGCAACGUAGAAUCCUGUUACAAAGCAAAAUGAGUGUGUUUACUGAUUCUGGAGGACAAUAUCUAUAUUUAAGGGACUCUUUGAUACGGUUGAGGUGGGUUUUUUAGCAUCCAAAGAUUGUAGAGUGGAUGCUUUCCUUUUUGUCUUCUUUUCUUUUUCAAAAGGAAAAACAAUCAUGAUGCUUGCUCUCUGGUACUUCGUCUUAUGACUCCUUUAUAUCAAGGUUACUGUCUAGAUCUUUUACUUGAAUGGAAAGUUUUAAUCAAAGUUAAAACAGUCGGUUAUCAUUAUGAUGGUCGAUGUAGAUUAUCAGUCUGGUUAGCAUGUUCAUAGUGAUAUAUGUUUUGAGUAUUGGUGGCUUUUGCAGACAGAUACCUUACAGUCGUUUGCAGUUGGCCUUUUCUAUUAUGGUGUAAAAUCGAGGAUUUUGAUAUCCUGCUUUCUUGAUUCUUUCUGGAUUGUUGUAAUGUUAUCACUGAAGCAACCAAAAAAAAUAAGAAGAAGAAGGUUUUAUCUAUUAAUUGACAUUUUUCUUGGGAAACAACUAAACAAUGAAUAAAAUGGUGGUAUCAGUUCCAUCC